CCUGUCCCUGCCGCGGCCGCCUGCCCCGCCGCCGCGGGCCGCGAGAAAGCGGGGACUUUGGAGACGGCCAGACCUGGGCCUUCCCGGCUCUGCUUCCAGCUCGCUGUGUGACCUUGGCUUUGGGAGAGCAGGCGCCGGAUUCGUGGCGUCCAUCCUUACACCGCAGUGCCCCGUACCGUGCCUGGGCAUACAGCAAGAGCUCAAUAAAUGACGGCUCCUUCAUUCCGUCCAUGGGACGGUCGCUUUGGGUGAGCGGGAGCGGCCUCAAUGUCGCCACUGGCCGGCAGAGGGCAGCCGGUACCCAGCCUUCUCUCCCAGCGGCGCCGCGGCUCCGCCUGCGUGCGCCCAAGUUGUCUCCGCCGUGGCGGCCAGUGGGCAGGACUGAGUUGCAAGUGCAGAAGCAAGAGCAACUGACCCUUUAAAGAUGCAUCCGGGACUGCAAAAAAGUGAAAAGGGGAACCAGAAAAAAACAGUGAAAUAAGGAAAAAGUUUCAUAGGAAAAACAUGCUUUCUGCAAACAACUAAAAAAGCUGCCCUCAGAAACUGCUUCUUUGAACCCCAUGGAGCAGCUGGAACUUGGACUGUGAGGCCCUUGCUGGGACACUCUCUCCCCUGCUGAUCCCCCAGAGUGGCCGUCGCCAUGGCCAGCAAGAGGAAAUCCACCACCCCGUGCAUGAUCCCGGUGAAGGCUGUGGUGCUGCAGGAGGCCAGUGCCGAGGCCCCGCCCUCCGUGGCUUCGCCUGAAGGCCCCCCAGCAGAGCAGCCCCCAGAAGGGCCCAGUGCCAGCAGCGAGGUGGCCCACAACGCCAGCAGCCCUGAUAGCCCAGCACUGGCCAAUGGGCAUCAGAGCACCUCAGAUGGCUCUUCAUAUUCCUGCAAAUACUGUGAUUUCAGAUCCCAGGACAAGACCCACUUUGUGGGACAUAUGAACUCAGAGCACACGGACUUUAGUAAAGACCCCACUUUUGUAUGCACUGAAUGCAGUUUUCUAGCAAAAACCCCCGAGGGACUUUCCCUGCACAAUGCCAAGUGUCACUUGGGGGAAGCCAGCUUUGUGUGGAAUGUGGCCAAGCCGGACAAUCAUGUCGUCGUGGAGCAGAGCGUCCCUGAGAGCACCAGCACUCCUGACCUCCCUGGUGAGCCCAGCGCUGACGGGACUGACAGACAGGCUGAAAUUAUCAUUACCAAAACCCCAAUCAUGAAGAUAAUGAAAGGCAAAGCUGAAGCCAAAAAGAUCCAUACACUCAAGGAGAACAUCCCCAAUCAGCCCGCGGGUGAGGCCUUACCCAGCCUGUCAGCUGGGGAAGCCGAGGGGAAGGAGGGGGAGCAGGCCUUCAUCAACGGGGCGGCUCCGGUCAGCCAGGCUGUGCCCGGCUCUGCAAAAAAACCCCACACCACCAACGGGCCCCUGAUAGGCACAGUCCCCGUUUUGCCGGCGGGUCUAGCACAGUUCCUCUCCCUCCAGCAACAGCCCCCUGUGCACGCGCAGCCCCAUACCCACCAGCCACUGCCCACCUCCAAGUCUCUCCCCAAAGUGAUGAUCCCCCUGAGCAGCAUUCCCACGUACAAUGCGGCCAUGGACUCCAACAGCUUCCUGAAGAACUCUUUCCACAAGUUCCCCUACCCAACCAAAGCUGAGCUCUGCUAUUUGACCGUGGUGACCAAAUAUCCAGAAGAACAGCUCAAGAUCUGGUUCACAGCCCAAAGGCUGAAGCAAGGUAUCAGCUGGUCCCCCGAGGAGAUUGAAGACGCCCGGAAAAAGAUGUUCAAUACAGUCAUUCAGUCUGUGCCGCAGCCCACGAUCACCGUGCUGAAUACUCCUCUGGUUGCCAGUGCUGGCAGUGUCCACCACCUCAUCCAGGCUGCCCUGCCAGGCCAGGUGGUGGGACAGCCAGAGGGCACAACAGGGGGGCUUCUGGUCACUCAGCCACUGCUGGCCAAUGGGUUGCAAGCAACAGGCACGUCCCUCCCCCUGGCAGUUACAUCUGUCUCCAAGCAGCCAACUGCCACCCCCAUCAACACUGUGUGUUCAAACACAACAUCAGCCGUGAAGGUCGUCAAUGCAGCCCAGUCACUCCUCACCGCAUGCCCCAGCAUAACUUCCCAAGCCUUCCUUGAUGCUAGCAUCUACAAAAACAAGAAAUCUCAUGAACAGCUAUCAGCUUUGAAAGGCAGCUUCUGCCGGAACCAGUUCCCGGGACAGAGCGAAGUCGAGCAUCUGACCAAAGUAACUGGCCUCAGUACCAGAGAGGUUCGGAAGUGGUUCAGUGAUCGAAGGUACCACUGCCGGAACCUGAAGGGCUCCAGAGCCAUGAUGCCCGGAGAUCACGGUGCCAUCCUCACUGACGCCGCACCAGAGGGGCCCUUGCCCCCCUCGCCCAGAGCCCCUGAGGUGACCUGCCUCCCAACGGCAGCCACCCUAGCAACCCUCCCUUCUGCCAGACGGCAGUCCUGGCACCACAGCCCGGACUUCACACCAACCAAAUACAAGGAGAGGGCCCCCGAGCAGCUCAGAGCCCUGGAAAGCAGUUUUGCACAAAACCCCCUUCCUCUUGACGAGGAACUGGACCGCCUAAGAAGUGAAACCAAAAUGACCCGAAGAGAAAUUGAUAGCUGGUUUUCAGAGAGACGGAAAAAAGUGAAUGUUGCGGAGACCAAGAAGGCUGAGGAGGGCGCCUCGCGGGAGGAAGAAGAGGCCGCUGAGGAUGAGGGUGGAGAAGAGGAUUUGGCCAGUGACCUAAAAGUUGCUGGUGAAAAUGGUUCCUCAGAAGUGUCAAGCAGCCACACCUUGGCAGAGCGUAAAGUCAGUCCCAUCAAAAUCAACCUCAAGAACCUGCGGGUCACCGAGGCGAACGGCAAGAGUGAACUGCCGGGACUGGGUGCCUGUGAGCCCGAGGAUGAUGGGUCCAGCAAGCUGGCAGAGCAGCCUCCAGGCAAAGUGAGCUACAAAAAGACAGCUCAUCAGCGGCACUUGCUGCGGCAGCUCUUUGUGCAGACGCAGUGGCCGAACAACCAGGACUAUGACUCUAUCAUGGUCCAGACGGGCCUGCCGCGGCCAGAGGUGGUGCGCUGGUUUGGGGACAGUCGCUACGCCCUGAAGAACGGCCAGCUCAAGUGGUACGAAGACUACAAGAGGGGCAACUUCCCACCAGGACUGCUGGUCAUUGCCCCUGGCAACCGGGAGCUCUUGCAAGACUAUUAUGUGACGCACAAGAUGCUGUAUGAGGAGGACCUGCAGAGCCUCUGUGACAAGACCCAGAUGAACCCCCAGCAGGUCAAGCAGUGGUUUGCUGAGAAAAUGGGCGAGGAGACCCGGGCCGUGGCAGACACGGGCAGUGAGGACCAGGGCCUUGGUGCCAGCGAGCCUGCGGCAAUUCACCAAGGGAUUGUUGAAGCUUACUUGGAGGUGUCCGAGAACAGUGAGUCAUGGGAGCCCAGUGCCCCUGAGGCCAGCUCAGAGCACUCUGACACCUCGAGUCCCCAGGCUGGACUUCAGCUGGAAACAGACUGAACCUGAAGCGAGGCCUGCGAAGGACUGGCCAGUCUGGAGUGCUGCCUACCACACGGAAGGGCCAAACCUGACUCUCUGCUGCCAGAUGCUGUUCCCAUGCCCGGCUGCUGGGCACCCGAGAGAGCACCCCAGAGGCCUCACAGCCGUCCCAGUGCCUGCCACCACCGGCCUGCCCACUGUGAGCAGGCAGGGAGAACGGGGUUCUUGCCAGUUCUUCCCCCCACAAUGUAGGACCUUUCCUUUGCCUUCCAGUGGAUAAAAUAGUUCAGAUUUCAUAUCCAUAGACACAGAAUCAACUUUUUAGCAUAUAUGUCCGCCUAUACACAUUUAAUAAAACAUGAGAUUUUACAUACUUUCAUUACAUAGAAACUUUGGUAAGCAAAGUAGCACAUUGCCUUUUGCAUCAUCUCGGAAAAUGCCCCGUGUCUGUUCUCUGGAGGUUGCUGGGGCCGCGUGUCCCCCCCACCUUCACCGGCCCACUCAGAACUACAUCUAGAGCCGGCGAGCCCCCAUGUGGCAUUCCUCAAGGAAUGCAGUGCUUUUGAAGAGCUCCCGCUGCGUUAAGCCAUGGCCAGCAACAUUUCAUGCCAGACUUGCCUUGCCUGAUGGGAUAAUCAGUACAGAACCUGCUGUUACCCUCAGUUUUCAAAACAAACUAUUUGUUAGUGUUUGCUUACCACUCUCAAGUUGUCACAGUAAUUCUGUUUUUUUUUUUUCAUGGGAGUUUGAAUCAUGGACCGUAGCUUUCUAGUUAUCAGAUCAACUAAAGAAAUAUUGUUGUUAAGCCUAAUAACUGACCUAUGUGCCACUUUUUUUUUUCCCCCCCAAUCUAGCUGCUUUUAGAGUGAGAGGAAAAUUGAAAAAAGAAAUGGGGUGGGAGGGGCAAAUGGAAGUGUAAUCGUGGCCUGUAGCUUUGUGGCAUGGCACUUUUCAGAGCACUUUAUCGACACUUUAAAGCCUCCCACGACUCAGGAAGGAAAAGUGACAGUGAGGGCUGAAGGGAUUCCAGAUUUUCUGUAGUGACUGGAACCAGAGUGGGCUUCAGCAUGAAGAUCUGCAUGCACGUGGGGAAUCCUAACAAAAUACCCGGCCUGCUUCCGGCCCCUCUGCAAGGGAGUGCUGGGCACCCCCCACCAGACCAUGGGAAGGCACUUUUAGAGGUUCUAUAUUUAUAUGCCCAGACUUGGAAAUGUGAUCUCUGUGUAUCUUAGCCUGAUCCCUUGUCCAUUUUUGAAUUGAGAAAAACACAUAAAAAGGUGCCUUUGAAACACUUCUGGCAAAGCUGUCCUAGACUAUCAUUCUCACCUUCCCCAGACAGCUCAGGGAGCAGCACUUAAAGAGGGUGGCCACGGCUGCACCACUGUAGCCCUCUGAGACCACCGCUCCCCAGAGUCGUGUGUGCCGGGGCCUCUAGGGCACACCCCUCCUGGGGUCCGGGCUGGGUGGGUGGCAUUGGUGACCCCAAAGAGAGGGCAGGGGUUUGGGGCAAGAAGUGGUGGUGCUUUAGCAACCCAGACCAGGCAGGGCACCCUCUGGCAUAGCUCAGAGGAGGAAAGCAGUAGAACCUGCUGCCUUUUUUUUAGAAACCAAAAGUCCUUGAACCACUGCUCUUCUAGAGGAUGUCUCCUCUUCCCUGUCUCGACAGGGACCACCCUGUGUUUGUCUCAGAAAGAUGACUUGUGACUACUUGGCAAGUUUUGCAGCCUGUUUUUGAAUCUGUUCCAUUUUUGGGGGGGGAGAGCUGUUUGGACCCAAGACCUCUUUGAGGAAUUACCAAGAACCCAAAUGGUGAGUGAUUGCCUUCCUUCAGAGAACAGACACCUGGAAUUUUUCCUUUAGUGUUUAUGUACAUGCAGAUUAAUUUAUAUAUACACAUAUACAGUACAAAUACUCAUUUGAUACUUUACUCAUAAAGCGUACAUCUGAUAUGUACAUUUGAGGAACUUCAUGGCACAUAGAUGUUAGGGGAAAUAGCCUGUGCUGGAGGGCGAGCCGUGCGCUGAGGGCAGCUGGUGGCCCGGCACUGAGCCAUGCUGCGUGUCUGAGGAAUCCCCUGGCACCUCGCCUCCAGAUCCUGCUGCCGGCGUCACGUCCAGAGCCCUGCGUGCACUGGCUGAAGGGUUGUGUCUUUAGAGAGGAUUUUCUUGGUUAUCUUAUUUGUAUUCACGUUGAAUUUACAACCCCAACAGCAAUUUGGAAAAAAUAAAUUACAUGGUUGGCAACGCCAUGCAGGACAGAGAAAACCACCCAGCCUCAGGCCUUAGUUUGUCUUUAAGAUGAAAAAGUUACAAUGCUAUCCACCCUGGCAUGUUUUUUGUCACAGGUACUGGUCCUGCCAAACAGCCAGGGCCAUGCCAAGAAUGCCAAGGUUGCCCAGGUAAGGAGCACAGCAGACUGGACAGACCCCAAUUCUUCCUGUGCUCUUGGAGCAAAUACAACAGGCCUUAAGCUUUAAGAAUAAGAUGGCCCAAGACCAUCGAUGAUGAGGGAGGCAGUCGGGUUAUCACACAGGUGCUUAAGGGGUAUCAUAGCAGGUACCUAGGUCUUUGGGUGUAAAACCAUGAAUGCUACGAAGCACACAUGUAGGAACGCCCCUGCUAGCCCAGAAACUGGAACCGCAGUGGGGGGCGGUGGGAUGGCUCUGGCAGCAGCCUGCUUUCCCGGCCCUGUUGCUUCCUGUGCCCUGUAGUUUUGCACAGCGGAAGGCUUAGUUCUGUGUUGUCACCUUUGCUAGAAGGUGGCCUCUGGGCUGCAGAGUUGAGAGAGGUGGGGUGGGGUUAGUCUUUUCUGAAGAGAAAGCAUAUUUUAUAAAGUGACUAAUCUUUUCCCUCUUCUCUGUAUGCACUUGGACUCAUCAGAUAGUAAAAUCAUAUUUCAAUGUUUUUCAUUGCCUAUGUUGUGUACACAUUUAUUAUAUUUUUUACAUGGGGUUGUAGAUCCAGUUUUAAUAGAUGAAAACAGAUCAUUGUUCUGAUAAAGAAAAUCUGAAUUUAUGAUACAUAUACUUUGCAUAUUUUGAUUACUUGUUUUAAUUUUUGAAUAUAGAGGAGGUUUUUGUUGGGAGGGAUUCUCAUUUUCGGGGGCAUUUGUGUUCCUGAACCAGAAGACCCUCAGGAUGAGUGGCCAGCACCUUGGGGAUUGGUACUGGCUGUAGGACUGAGAGCUCCUUUCUCUUGGCCAAGGGACUGGCAGCUGUUCCGAUGGACCAAAGUGCCUCAGCCCUGCUCUUUGGAAGCAGAAGGGGGAAGUUGGGCAGAGCCUUUUGGGCUCCCCCGUGUACUGAUCUCAUCCCCCACUGGCUUCGGAAGGCUGUCCCACCAGGAAGUUUCAGCAUGUUCUCUGGGUUGAGAUGUGGCUCUUAUAGGAUUUAUCCUGCCUAGUCAGUGGUCCACUGACAUGUUGUGUGUCAUCUCCCUUCCAGCCCCCCAGCAAACUGGGACAUCUGUCCCAUGGCUGCCCUCCACGGUGGGCAGAUGUCCAGCCCUUCCAGAAGGAUGCUCAUGUUUCUAUGCACAUUUUCUCUCUCAGCUCCCUUCCUGUGCUUUCUCUGUCUUCCUACCCUCUUCUUGGACCAAAAUCCUGAUUGGAGCAGUUUUUUCAGUUCACACAUCACAGCCCCAAGUGUUUAAAGUCACUUUGAAAGAAAGGAAAACCGGGAAAGAAGAAACUCUUAAAACCAAACCUGGAGUUUAGGCUUUUCCUAAAAUAUAUUUUUUUCCCUCCUUUUCCUUGCUCAGAGUACUUGAAGCAGUUUAUAGAUUUGAUUCACUUUGUGCAGGAGAUGCAUUUCUGUGUUAAUUUUAGAUUGUCAGGUAUCAGAUUGAUUUGCAAGGCUCCACUGUAUGUGGAGAGCAGUCCUUGAGACAUGGCAGUUGGCACAACCAGCAUUUUCUGGCUAAAGCCAGCAGAGGCUGAGGCUGGGCAGAUGCAGGGCUGUUAUCACUGGAGACAUAGAGCUCCCUCUUCAGAAUCGCUUACCUCAGCUGCCUCUUCUCCAUUCUCUUAAGAACCCGACAGUGAGCCACAUCAGGCCCCUCCACCACCCUACCCAAACUCUGGAAGGCUGUCUCAGUGUGGCCCGGGGACACUGACCUCAGAAAAGCUCAAAUACUUGAGCAAGCAGGGGAUGGUGGGAGCCAAGUCUCCCAAAUAGUUCCCUCCCACAUGGAGGCUUUCAUCUGAGGCUCUCGGGGUUUUGGCUGAGCCAUUCAACCCCAGGGCUGAUGAGGUUGAGGUAGCCGCAGCAUCUCCAGAAACAGAGAAGUGGCCAUCCCAAGUGCUGCUCCCCAGCCUGGCUCCACAUGGAAUUGGCAGACCUUGGUUAGAAUUCAUUUCUGCUGGAAUCUGUACCUGUUCCUACUGUCAGGUCACACUGGGAAGAGCAGCACGGGGGAAGGCAAACCCAGGUUGCUCAGCCUCGACAUUGUCAAGAAGUCAAAGGAGCACAUGCAAAGCAUUUGGCCCUAGAGAGGAUCAAGAGCCUGCCUUCUGAUGCUUCAGUCCUGAGCUCACUUAUCAAGACUAACUGUUCUCUGUUGAAUGGGGGACCGUGUCCUUCACCAGACUGAGGUAAGACAGAGAAUUUCUUUUUAGCCCAGGAUCCACCAACCAUUCUCACUGCCCCAAAAGUCCAGAGCAGGGGCUUGCAGGGGAGUAGCCCGAGAGUCUGGGGAUGGAACCAGGCAGGCCUGGUUGCCUUGUGCAUAAGGACAGAUCCCAGCACACUUCCUUGACUUUUCAAAAUUGCAUGUCUUGGUUUGUAGCACUUCAAGGAUCAACAAAGAAUGUGUAGUUACUGCUUUGAUGUUGCUGUCCCCAGUUUUCUCAGCCCUCAGAACCUGAGGCUGCUUGGGCAGCAGGCAGAGCAGAGGGGGAGGGGAGCUCAGCAAGCAGGGCUGGGGUGGUUCAAGCAGGCACCACAGCUGCCUUCUCUCCUGGCCGCCUGGCAUCUUCCCGCAGGCCACUCCGGGCAGGGGGGAAGCCAGGGCACCCGGGAGGAGCCUGAGUGUUUACCUGUUGUUAGUGCCCCUCCCUUCAGAUGGGCUCUGGAGUGCACAAGCUUGUGCAGCAUGAGCACUUGAGUGUGUCAGUCAGCAGCUUUCCUUGGUUAAUGCUUUUAAACUUAACUUGUGUUUUCUAUGAAAAAUGGAGGAUUUGGAAUUACUUGAUGUGACUGGAGUUGAGUGAAAGGUCUAGGAUAAAGGCUGGUCAAUCAGUGAAUAUAGACUGCUGUAAGUGCUUUGUUUUUCCCCGAGUUACACCCAGAGCAAGGGGUUAAGAAGCUACACAUGGUACUUCUUAGUACUGUGAUUUUUGUUUGAAAAGACAUUGCCAGUUAUCCAGAUUCUUAAACCUACAGCAUCCUUGCCGUUUGCUUGAAAUGCAGGCUGAGCCCCACAUCAAAUUGUGGACUGGAGCUGGGACUGCUGGCGCCCGCUCCCCAGCAGGCACCCAGCAUGGCCAUCAUGCCUGCCUCCCGCCAAACGGCAAAUGCCAGAGGAGCAGGUGCCCCUCUGUGUAGCAGAGUUACUGCUGUACUUCUGUAGCCGCUUUGUUCAACUGUGUCAGGAGGGUCAGACUGUGCCAUAAUUGUUAUUAAAAAAAA
This is a messenger RNA of Choloepus didactylus (southern two-toed sloth), 9116 nucleotides long. RefSeq names its product zinc fingers and homeoboxes 3 (gene ZHX3). NCBI's taxonomy places the organism in Eukaryota, Metazoa, Chordata, Mammalia, Pilosa, Megalonychidae. The transcript is spliced from 5 exons. Gene Ontology annotation, molecular function: DNA-binding transcription factor activity, RNA polymerase II-specific; DNA binding. The coding region runs from base 641 to 3511 and encodes 956 amino acids. Gene Ontology annotation, cellular component: nucleus. The record is from RefSeq and is a predicted model, not a curated record. Gene Ontology annotation, biological process: regulation of transcription by RNA polymerase II.